CACCGGAGCGACAAGCGUCCUGCCCGCUGCUCGAGCAGCGCCCCGCUAUUGGCUGCCCUGCCGGAGCUGUCCUCAGUUGUCGCUUUGGGGACUUUUGAUUGGCCUGCAGCCAGUGACGUCGCAGGCAAGCUGCUCGCCGAUUGGCUGCAGGCUCUUGCGCCGGCUCUGGCGGGGUGUUCGUAGGGGGCUGAGGGCGGUGGAGCGCCGUGUCCCUGCUGCCCGCGCCGAACGUUCCCGUGAGGCCGCAGUGCACGAAUGUUCGCAGCCCUUCCCGGCGAAGGCCGCCAUGAUCAGUUUCAGUAAUUCACCCCAGUGCUGCAUCAGGAAAUGGACUGGGACCAGUUUGACUUGAACCCUAAAGUAAUUGCUGCCCUUAAGAAAGCUGACAUAAAAUCAAUAAAAGAGAUUUUAAACCUUUCUGGAGCAGACUUGCAAAGAUUGAUGAAACUAUCCAGUGCGGAUAUCCAGUGCUUGCUGAAAACAGUCUCUCUCACGCUGAGGAGAAAUAGCAUGCUUACAGCACUUCAGCUCUACCAAGAUAAAGAUCAUCUCACCUCCCAGCAGCAGAAGCUGAGCCUGGGAUGUUCAGUACUAGAUGCCUUGUUAAAAGGUGGCAUUCCUUUGGUGGGAAUCACUGAGCUCGCCGGGGAAAGUUCUGCUGGGAAGACUCAGAUCGGUUUACAGCUCUGCCUUUGUGUACAGUAUCCUUACAAAUACGGGGGAUUAGAGUCUGGCGCUGUCUACAUUUGUACGGAAGAUGUAUUCCCAAGUAAACGUUUGCAACAACUCAUAGAUCAACAACAUAAGCUGCGUGCAGAUGUUCCAGCUGAAAUCAUACAGAAGAUCAAAUUUGGAAACGGUAUUUUUGUUGAGCAUGCAGCAGACCUAGAGACCUUUCACAACUGCAUUACCAACAGGAUUUCCCUGCUGCUGGCAAGAGGCAUGGUGCGGUUGGUGGUCAUAGACUCCAUUGCUGCUUUAUUUCGCUGCGAAUUUGGAGCUUCAGAUUCUGUCACGAAGGCUCGGUAUUUGCAGACAUUUGGAGCACAGCUUCACAGUUUAAGCAUGAGAUUCAGGACUCCGAUAAUGUGCAUUAAUCAGGUGACCGAUGCAGUGAGCGAGUCGGAAGCUGCUCAGUGCGGUUGUAGUGCGGUGGAUAACAGAGUCUCUCCAGCACUUGGAAUAACCUGGGCAAAUCAGCUGCUAAUGAGAUUGAUGGUCAGCCGACUGUCACCGCCUGAACAAUCAUCUGCACUUGUGUCACACCACUCUGGAAGCGUAAGGACUUUAAGAGUAGUUUUUGCUCCUCAUCUCCCUCCAUCCUUUUGCUACUAUACAGUUAAAUUGGAAGGUGUAAAAGGAAUAAAGUAAAUCUUUUGCAUAGUAAGGCAAUGUGCUCCAAAAAUCUAUCAUAACUGCUUUGCUUCACGAAGGAUUUCUUAGUAAAAUGAAAUUCUUCCUCGAGGAGAGAAACAGUGAUAUGACUCCAUUAAGCCUUAUCUACAUCAUGAAAGAAGAUCUUUUUAUCCUUGGGGAUCUGUUCAUCAGCUUUUCCUCCCGAGGGCAGAGGAAGGCUGGGGCAGGUGGAGGCUGCACAACGACGAGUGAUGUGGUAAAACCCAGAUUAGUGGGGACCUGAUUUCUAACGGUGUGUUAAUAGCGUGCUGAUCUGGAACCAGCAUUUACUGCGGUUGUUUUACCUCUCUGGUCCCAGACCCAAAAAGGACUCAAAUUCAACCAGGUGAUAUCACCUGAUGGUGUUUCUACUUCUUGUGAUGCCACUACAUAGAGCCAUUCUUCUAGCUCUAGGAACUCAGAAAUAAUAUAAACAGCUUUGUCACAAAGCAAUCAUCCUAUUUUAAAACCACUUGUAAUUAAUAUUAGGACUAAAAUAAAAAUGCCAGAGAGAUAGAGUUAACAUCUUACUGUAAGAAUUAAACUAGUACUGCUUUUGUACUAUAUGGGCAUAUCCAAAGAACUUUUACAAACGUUUUGUAAAUGGUUCUUUUCUACUGUUUUCCUGCUUUCUAGUUCCUUCCCCUCAGAGCAAAAGCCUCUUUAGCCUUUUCCAUUUAAAAAAUAACAAAGCAAGCUGAUCCCUUGUUCUGUUUGCCUGUUUCUAAGCGGUGUGAGCGUGCCAUCGCUCAGCUCAGGGGCCUGGCCACCUCUGUCUUCAAAUCUUUGUGUCCCAUGCCUCCUUCCUAACAAUUUUAAUGAAACUAAUUAAAUUUUCUCUUCCCUUCUUGGCUUGUUUAUUUGCCAUGGGGACUUUAGUCAAUAUGUUGCUUGUCAUAUUGUACUGAUUAAAACAGAAGCCACAGACAGAUGUAGCUGAUUAAUGGGAGGUGGUCAACCCCAACCUGGACAUGGUUUUACCAAAGAGACUCCUCCCAGUGCAGCGCACGGGGAACCACGUUCAGUACAGUGUGGUACGUGUCUUAAGGCUCAUUUUUGUAGUGUGUCGAUAGUUCUUGCAGCCUCUCUGCUUGCGGGAAUGACACGUAAGUGUCAAAGUCACAGGUGGGUCUAUAACCAAAGUCCCAGUUUACAUAGUGAAAAACACUUUUAUCAGCAAAUUGAAGACCUGAGCAAGUCUUCCUGUCAUUGCUCAUGUUUUUUUAUUUAACUGUCCAGCUGGCAGCUUAAAUCUGAGAGUGUUACAGCACAGCUGUAGCUCAUCAGCACACAAACCCUGAACCUCCAAAAUGCAACUGACUCCCAGCUCACACUCAGGUCAGUAACUCUCUGCAGCUGAAUGUUCACCUGUAGUUUCUACCCUUUCAGUUCCAUCCACAGUCAGAAAUCCAGAUUGUUGUUUGUGUGACAGUAGUAGAACCUUCAGGAAGACUGAACGCAGCAUCUGCUCUUUUUGAAGCCUGGUGUCAAAACUGCCAAAACAUACUUACAUUUUAAUAAAUGCAAUUUAAGAACCUUC
Molecule: messenger RNA, 2935 nt
Organism: Columba livia (rock pigeon)
Lineage: Eukaryota; Metazoa; Chordata; Aves; Columbiformes; Columbidae
Gene: XRCC3
Product: X-ray repair cross complementing 3
Exons: 8
Coding region: 328-1371 (347 amino acids)
Biological process (GO): telomere maintenance via recombination; resolution of mitotic recombination intermediates; double-strand break repair via synthesis-dependent strand annealing
Cellular component (GO): Rad51C-XRCC3 complex; replication fork
Molecular function (GO): ATP binding; ATP-dependent DNA damage sensor activity; four-way junction DNA binding
Source: RefSeq, a predicted model, not a curated record